GCCGGUAACUUCUGCUUUGAUCACGUGACCACCCCGAGACCGGAAACGGGUCGCUCAGCCGACCGCCCAUCCUUACUCUGAGAACAAACUGGGACAACUCAGGAAGAAGAGUAAACAGCUCGAUGUUUUGUCCAUUGGACAUAUGUAUUUUUAUUUCUACACAUAAAUAUGUCAGCGACAGAACAUGACAGCCCAGAAAACAAGAAGCACUGCGGCCCAGACAGCCACUACGGCUCGACGGAAAGCAGCGGAGAACACGGACCUCCGUGCAGCAACCACACCAACAUCCACAACAACCACGGUUUCCCCGCCACUGUGCCGGGCCAUUUUGUGAGCGCCAGCCAAGGCGAGGAGGACAUUCGCAGGAAGCUGAAGUACUUCUUCAUGAGCCCAUGCGACAAAUACCACGCCAAGGGUCGCAAGCCUUACAAGCUGAUCCUGCAGCUGCUCAAGAUCAUCGUCGUCACUGCUCAGUUGGUGCUGUUCGGCCUCAGCAACCAAGUGGUGGUGACCUUCAAGGAAGAGAACACCAUGACGUUCAAGUACCUCUUCCUCAAAGACUUUGACGAGUCGUCAGACAAUUCUUUUGCCGUGUACACACAAAAGGAUGUCUACGAGCACAUCUUCUAUGCUGUGGACCAGUAUCUGGCCCUGCCAGAGACCACCGUGGGCCGCUACGCGUACGUCUUCGGCGUCGGUGUGAAUGGCAGCGCUUUGUCCCUCUGCCAGCAGUACUACAAGAGGGGCCGCAUCGACCCCGCCAAUGACACGUUCAACAUCGACCCGCUCAUCGUCACAGACUGCGUGGGAGUUAACCCAAUGUCUGCGCCCCAGCCCGCUCCGCUCACCAGCUCCUACAAGAACUUUACACUCAAGUUCCACAAGUUUAUCAACGUCACGAUCGAGUUCCAGCUGAAGGCCAUCAACGUGCAGACCAUCAUCAACAAUGAGAUACCCGACUGCUACACUUUUUAUAUCAAGAUCGUGCUGGACAACAAGGCUCACAGCGGCAAAGUCAAGAUACGACUGGAGAACCAAGCGUUCAUAAAGGAGUGUAAAGACCCCAGCGUGUCCGGGCAGGCUCAGAAUUACACCCGCGUUGCAUUCGAUGUCGCCGUGGCGCUCAUAUGCACGCUGUCGUUGUUGCUGUGCGGGCGUUCCAUACUGCGAGGCGUCAUGCUGCAGCAGGAGUUCGUGCAGUUCUUUAAAGAGAACCUGAACCGCAAAGUGUGUUGGGCCGACCGCCUUGAGUUCAUUAACGGCUGGUACAUCCUCCUUAUCGCCAGCGACAUCCUCACCAUCACCGGAAGCGUCAUCAAGAUCGGCAUCGAGUCCAAGAACAUGUCUUCCUACGAUCUAUGCGGGAUCCUCUUAGGGACCUCCACCCUCUUGGUGUGGGUGGGAGUCAUCCGCUACCUCACCUUCUUCCAGAAGUACAACGUACGCCGCACGGACACUUUUCGUCUUUUGUUAUCCGACUCGCUGCAAAUUGAGAUUAUUCAUCACCGGAUUGUAAUCGUGCAGAUCCUGAUCGUGACCCUUCGGGCGGCCUUCCCCAACGUGAUCCGCUUCUGCUGCUGCGUGGCCGUCAUCUAUCUGGGUUACUGCUUCUGCGGCUGGAUCGUACUGGGACCGUACCACGUCAAGUUCCGCUCGCUGUCCAUGGUGUCGGAAUGCCUCUUCUCGCUCAUCAACGGCGACGACAUGUUCGUGACCUUCUCGGGAAUGCAGGAGAGCAGCGUUCUGGUUUGGCUCUUCAGCCAAGUCUACCUGUACACCUUCAUCUCGCUCUUCAUCUACAUGGUGCUGUCGCUCUUCAUCGCGCUCAUCACCGGAGCCUACGAGGCCAUCAAGCAUCAAAGCCAGGAGCCCUUCCACAUUACAGACCUGCACGCCUUCAUCGCCGAGUGCACCGACGCGCCGAGCUCCGGCAAGUUCAGGGGCGUGGAGACAUCGCCGUGCUCCUUCUUCUGCUGCUGUGACAGGAUGACAACAUACGAGGAUGUCCUGCUGGUGAACUGAGGGGGAACUCGGUUAAAAUUUCAGAACAGCCACUCUGGAACGAGGCCCGCCCCCCCUUUCCCCCCCAACUCCAAUUUUUUUUCUCAGCACUUGACUGACGGAUGAAUCAAUCGGUUGGACCGACAUUCCUGCCAAGGAGGGCACGUGUCAUGAAUUCAUCAGGGACAAUGACGAUAGGGCACAUAUUUAUUUCACCACAAAAGUAGUGCCAGCUCAGUGGGUUUUUGUUUUUUUUUUUUAAUCUGUAUUUAAUUGUUUUUACAUCCAGAAGAAAUUAUUUUGUUCCUGCUAGCUUGUUAGCAAAUUUCAAUUAUCAGGCCAAUCAAUGCACACAAAACUUUGAGGCGGAUCCAGUUUGACUGCGGCCUCGGAGAGGUUGGCCUUAUUAUAGGGUGCACCCGUUUAAGUGUUCUUAUGUUUUGUGGAGCCAGGACCUUCACUUAAGGACCCCGUGCACCCCCCCCUUCCCCCCCGUCCCCCUUCCUUACUUUUUGGAUUUCAAAUAUGGAUCAAGGAAGGAAGAUUACCUCACCGGACCACAACUUGCUGGGUUUUUUUUUUUUGCAUUUAUUCAUCAAAAAGACAAAAACAAUUGUGCAAUGUCGAGUUGGACAGGUCUGUUUAAAAAAAAAAAAAAAUGGACUUCAUGCAUUUUAUCAUUUAAAAAAAAAUACAUAUGAAAACACAAAGCACAUUUCAGGACAAAAACUUAGAGGGGCAAAUUGAGAACCAAACGAAAUUGGAUGAAGUAAAUCCAGUCUCAAAAUUCUAAAUUUUACCUGAGAAGUAAAUUCAGGUGUGUCUAAGUUUAUUAAAAUAUGAUGGGAAAACUCCAUUAAUUUCAGUUGUUUAAUUUAAAAAAAGUCGUGUACUGUAGAUUGACCGUGAAAUAUCCCAUGAUUUAUUUUUUAAAAAAUAAUUGUGAUGCUUGCAGUUUACAAAAAGCUCACACUCACGGUCUAAAAAAAAAUACAACUAUUACACAAUCAAAUAUAAUUUUUAAUGGAGAAAUAGCCUGCUGAACAGCAUUUUGCUAUUUUUAGAAUUAAUCUGAAUAAUGUGGAAUUUUACCUUUUUUUUAAUUGACCACUAAAAUAAAUCCACGUUUCAACAUUAUUGUAAUUUAUUGAAAUGCACCUGCGGUACGAGAAUUUUAAAAUUUUUUGAAUCAAAAGCCCCAAGUCAGAUGCAAAUUAUUAUUAUUUUUUUAAAUCGGAUUUUUUAUUUUUUAUUUUUUUACUUGCCAGUUGAGAAUGUGAGGCUGCAGUUAUAAUUUGCUGCACCAUUUUUUUUCAUAAAGUUUUCUGUAGUAAAUUUUGCAUUCUGUACUCACAGACUAAAAUAAGCACUUGCGAUUUGAUCAUUAUUAUCAAAUAAAGGAACUAUUAUUAAUUAUUUCAACGCAAAAUUCCUUCAGGGAGCAACUUUGUUAAUUUUAGAAAGCCAAGAGGUCAAAAUUUAUAUGGCAAUGUACUGUACAUUAAUGUGGUUCUCCUUGUUAUUUUUAAUUUUUAAAUUUUUUUUUUAAGUCCGCCUUUGUCGUCAUUACGGCUGUUUUCUAUGAUGCUUUGUAUUGCAACUAAAACGCACAAUUGCCGAAAGUGUCUCCCUUUCGUUCAUGAAUUUGUAAUAAAAAGCAAACCAAUGUGAAUUUGAUCCAUAAAUGAUAUACAGUAUAUUAUCUGAAGAUGCCCCAACCCUCAGUGUCAUUUUUGAAAUAGAAAUAUUCCACACUUGAUCACUACUGGAAAAAUGGUAACAAGUGGAAACAUGAAGUAUUGUCUACACAUGUUGCUGAUUAAAGUGUCCUGGAUCAUC
Molecule: messenger RNA, 3840 nt
Organism: Syngnathoides biaculeatus (alligator pipefish)
Lineage: Eukaryota; Metazoa; Chordata; Actinopteri; Syngnathiformes; Syngnathidae
Product: mucolipin-1-like
Exons: 13
Coding region: 169-2022 (617 amino acids)
Cellular component (GO): plasma membrane; lysosomal membrane
Molecular function (GO): NAADP-sensitive calcium-release channel activity
Source: RefSeq, a predicted model, not a curated record